AAAAACAUUGAAUUCUACGUAAUUCGGUUCAGUGUUAUUCGAAGUUUACAAUCAAUCACUACGUUUCAUCCUGUGCACAGCACUGUGAAAAUGAAAAACUCCUGUGUUUUACUCCUCACCAUUUCGAUUGGAAUGUUCCUUUCACUCGGGAGUGCCUCACCAACAACGGGAAUCACAGCAGAGACUCAGCCGAUGCAGGCGCACCAUUUGCAACGACGGGCGGUAAUAUUUCGACCACUGUUCGUCUACCGUCAGCAGGAGCUUUCGAAACAGAAGAAACGUGAAGAAAGUCUGCAGGAUCGGUUGGACUACCAGCAGCAGCUAGCAGAACAUCAGCGGCUGAUGAAGGAGUAUGAAAAACAGCUACGAGAAUACGAGCAACGUCAGCAGCAGCAGAAGCAGCAUCACGGUCAUCAUCAUCAUUAAAUUAAUUUUGUUGUAGGACUUCAGUGACAGGCCAAAGGCGUGUCAUUUGGUUAAUAUUAGACAGAGAAUGAUUUUGAAAUUUAUCUCGUGAAACUCCAAAGUAAUCGGGCUUUCGUGAAAAAGAUCUUCUGUGUUUAAGUGAGUUUCUGUUUCACAGCUUCUAAAUACAAGGCAGAGGAAUUGUUUUUUUAUGUUUUCCAAAAAAAGUCUUGUGAUGUUUCCAAUGACAAGGGGGUUUCCAAUGACUGCAGAAAAGAUAUUUUCAAUUUUUGACAUCGAAAAAUUGAAUGAACUGAAAAUACAUAGAACGUGAAAAAUAAUUGACUGUGUUUUCCGGUCGAGUGCGUCUCCAAUUACAUCACCGCAGUUCACCAACAGAAAGUCGAAUAUAAAAUUUUGUUCCUGUUCAAUUUCGUAAAAAAAAAUUGAAUAUAUUUCUAUAGAUUACGCUUAU
Sabethes cyaneus is the source of this 880-nucleotide messenger RNA. RefSeq names its product splicing factor 3B subunit 4. The record is from RefSeq and is a predicted model, not a curated record. The coding region runs from base 91 to 426 and encodes 111 amino acids. The transcript is spliced from 2 exons. Lineage: Eukaryota; Metazoa; Arthropoda; Insecta; Diptera; Culicidae.